Molecule: messenger RNA, 1096 nt
Organism: Hippopotamus amphibius kiboko
Lineage: Eukaryota; Metazoa; Chordata; Mammalia; Artiodactyla; Hippopotamidae
Gene: ACKR1
Product: atypical chemokine receptor 1 (Duffy blood group)
Exons: 2
Coding region: 71-1063 (330 amino acids)
Biological process (GO): chemokine-mediated signaling pathway; inflammatory response; regulation of chemokine production
Cellular component (GO): membrane
Molecular function (GO): C-C chemokine binding
Source: RefSeq, a predicted model, not a curated record
UCUCAGAACCACAGCCACUGGCAGAACUAUCCCAGCCCAUCUCUCUGCCCGCCCUGAGCCCAGCAGCAUCAUGGGGAACUGCCUGCACCCGGUGGCUGAUGACAGCUCUACUAAGUUGGUCCCUGAAGACAACGCGUGGAGUGAAUUUCUUGAGUCGUACGAAGAUGUGGAGUAUAACCUCACCGACGUGGAAGCCGCUGCGCCCUGCCACUCCUGUACCCUGUUUGACCACUCCUCACUGCCGUUCUUCAUCCUCGUCAGUGUCCUGGGCAUCCUGGCUAGUGGUGCUGUCCUCUACGCGCUUCUCAGACCUCUGUUGCGCUGGCAGGUGUGCCAGGACCGGUCUAUCCUGGUGCAGUUGGCUGUGGGCAGCACUCUCUUCAGCAUCAUGGUCCCCAUCCUGGCGCGGGGGCUAAGCGGGGCCUUCAUCACCUCCCUGUGCCACCCAGCCCGCCUGGUCUCCUAUGGCUCAGCCUUCGCCCAAGCUCUGAUGAUAGGGUGUCGUGCCUGCCUGGGCCCCAAACUGGGUGCAAGCCAGGCCCCAGGCCUCAGGCUGGGGAUCAGUGUGGGACUUUGGGGAGUGGCUGCCCUAUUGUCACUGCCAAUCACUCUGGGCAGUGACACUUCCCAAGGACUCUGCACCGUGACCUUCAGCGGGGAAUGGGAAAUUUUGCGGUACAUACACGCUGCAGCCUGUUUUGCCAUCUUCAUCGUGUUGCCACUGGGUUUGUUGGGAGCCAAGGGGCUGAAGAAGGCCUUGGGCAGGGGGCCAUGUCCCUGGAUUGAUAUCCUAUGGGUCUGGUUCAUUUUCUGGUGGCCCCAGGGCAUAGUUCUGGUAUUGGACUCCCUUGUAAGGUCCAGGGCUGUGAUGGUAUCAACAUGUCUGGCCCAGCAGGCCCUGGACGUGCUGUUGGACCUGGCAGAAGCCGUGGCAAUAGUGCACUGUGUGAUUACACCCCUGCUCCUCGCCCGGGUCUGCUACCAGGCCACUCACGCGUCCCUGUCCUCCCCGCCUCUCUCGGCAAUACAGUCUCACCCAGACACCCUUGGAAGCAAAUCCUAGCUCUCUUCCCACCUGUCAACCUGAAUUAAAGUC